AUGCCACACGACCACCACGGGGAGGAGGAGAGGCUAUUAGAUGAUGAGCAUACUCAACAAGGCAGCGUGAAUGACUUGCACAGCGAUAACUCAGACCACGAAGAUAACGAUAUCGUAUACAUCAAAAAACAGAUCAAGCAAAAUGCCACACAACCGUUCUACAGACGGCCUAGUGUUUUUGCUGUAAUCUUUUUGAUAGGGUUGCUCACUCUUAGCUCAUCUAGUGCAGAGGGCACCCGCCAGUCAUUAAUCUACGCCAAGGCAUUGGAAUCGUCAAAAAGUGACGAGGCGUCAGUUCCCUACAUUGUUGCUCGUUUCAACCAAUACUUCUUGGUUGGAACUACGGCAACAGCGUUGAUCCCAAUCGCCAAGUUUGGAGAAUUAUCGAACGUGUAUGGAAGGAAGCUAUAUUUUGUGAUGGUCAUAAUCACAAUCACCAUUUCGCGCAUGCUCCAGUACCACCUUUUCAGAAACUACGUGGGUUUGCAGUUUGGUAAGCUACUUUUGGCCAAUUAUGUCUCGUGUUUGUUUGGAGGAGUCAACAUUAUUGGAGCAUUGACCGAACUGUAUGUGUCAGAUUUUACUUUGCCCGAAAGUAGAAUUUUUCAAUUUGGCUUGGCUUCGUCAGCGACAUUUAUUGGGCAACUGUUUGGUCCGUUGAUAGGUACGUUGAUUAGCGAUUGGGCUGGCGGAAAGUCAGCCGAAGCAGUCAGUGAGGCUGACUUCACCGUGUUGAAGUUUGAGCUAGCAGUUAUGCUUUUGUUGCUGGUUUAUGUUAUCACGUUAUUUCCUGAGUCAAGGAACGAAUUAGCAAGAGAAGCAUCAGAGGAGCAAUUGGUUGAGCACGAGCUAGAGGAGGAAGGAAAUUCGGCUUCUGAGGCUGCUUCCGAGUCAAGCGACCUUGACAAAAACCUCAACAGACUUGUCUUGUAUCAAAUUUUCAAGAGCAUUGACAUUAUACAACCAAUGAAAAUCCUAACAUAUCCUAGCGAAGUGGCAAAGGUGAACAAAAAGCACCGCUUGCAAGAGUUGCGUUUAGUUGUCAUAUCGUUGGUGCUAAUUUAUGCCACGUAUCAAACAUUGAUAUUUUCCUUAAACCAGGUGGUUAUCGAAUACGGGCAAUAUGCAUUCCAUUGGGAUUCAGACAACAUAUCCUACCUCCUAUCAACAAUUUCAGUAUCGCGAGCCAUCUCGCUUGUGUUAAUUUUACCGUUUUUUGAGAAAACCUUGUUGAAAAGAACAUUCUCCUUAAGAUCGUUGAAUCGGCUGUUUGACAUGGUGGAGUACAUCCUCAUGUUAUUAUCUUUUGGCGUUGCCAUACUUGUAUUUCUUGCAUUUUACACAACUCAGAGUCGCGGUUUUUACAUCGCUGCAGGGUGUUUUUCAUUCGACGCAUUAAUUGGCCCUGUAUUUGAUUCAACGAUUAUCAAGUUUUUCCCCAACUCUAGUUCUGGCCAAGUUUACGGAGCAAUCACAUUACUCGUGUCGUUGAUGAAUUUAGUCUCGCCCAUAUUAGUGACCUGGAUCUAUGAGUUGGCGUUGAACUUUGAACAUGCCAAUCUUGUGUAUUUGUUUUAUGCGUUUUGGAUGGGUGUUUUCAUUUUCGUUGUUUACUUGUGUAAGCGUGUGUUGCAUUUGAACAGAAGCACCACCGAUAAGGAGUUUAAGUUCAUGAAUGGUGAACUUUAG
This is a messenger RNA of Lodderomyces margitis, 1689 nucleotides long. RefSeq lists its product as uncharacterized. Gene Ontology annotation, cellular component: membrane. The transcript has a single exon. Gene Ontology annotation, molecular function: transmembrane transporter activity. The record is from RefSeq and is a predicted model, not a curated record. Gene Ontology annotation, biological process: transmembrane transport. The coding region runs from base 1 to 1689 and encodes 562 amino acids. NCBI's taxonomy places the organism in Eukaryota, Fungi, Ascomycota, Pichiomycetes, Serinales, Debaryomycetaceae.